GAUUUCAUGGGGUGACUUAUCAUCUACCUGAGUCUACGUAGUUCACCAUCCAAGUCAACUCUCGCCAUUCAAGGCCAUCUUUGUGAUCAGGGCUGAUUGAGAGGAGGUGAGAGCUACUUCGACCUCAUCACCUGACUUAGCCGUGCACUUAUGAACAGCUAGGGACGUUAAAAUCCACUCCGUCUGAGUUCUUGUCAUACUUGAAGGUCUAUGGACUCGAUUUAAACAAGAACACUUGAGAUGCGAAAGUGAAAAGUGAUUGCUAUGAUGCCUAAGAUCGCCUGUAUCGGUGUAAUCGGUAAAGCCGACAACCCAAUACAUAUAGCAUUGUUCCCUCCAUAUCGCAACUCGGCUAUCGAGUUCUCCUUCCUAGUAAACUCCUGCUUGGAUAUCGUUGAGAUAAAGCGCAGACAAACGUCCAUUGACCAGGAUCUCGGCCUUUUGCACGCCGUGGACGAAAGCUUGGCGGCGUACGGAUGGCUCACCACGACAGGAGUGAAGCUGCUAGUUAUAGUUGAUCUAGUCGGCGAAAUAAUUAGUCCAGAGGGGCUUGGGGCAUCAUCUAGGACUAUUGUCAAGGUGCCUGACCUUAGGCCGGUCUUCCGUUCUCUGCAGGACGCUUAUGUUCAACUAUUGCAGAAUCCAUUCUAUACCCCGACUGGGCACUCUGAUACCGUCAAGCCUUCUGCUCAGGUGUCUAGCUUUCCGCAUGUCGCAGACAAAAGAUUUGCCAGGGAGAUUUUACGAAUUGGUGAGUCAUGGGCACCACUUAUGUCUCCACACUAGGAAGGUCCCGCUAGAUCAUGGCAAUUGUGAUCGUCAUCUCGGAGUGAGUAGCAUAGUUCAACAAAUAUUUGAUCUCGGAUAGUGCCGCUGAGUCGUGGUGAGAGCAAAGGCGGACUUGAAACCAAAGUUCCCUAGCACCUGCAUGCUACUAGAAUGUCCAUUUGAGAUAUUCUCAUCGUAGAAGACCGAAGGCCUCGUUCUAACCACGCCCAGAUCUAGCCUAUUAUCAAUUUAUUGCUCUCUAUCGGAGGGAAAGGGAGAUUGGCUGUACAUGGCUCAAGGUUAAGAUCCAAAGCAAUAUAUC
Molecule: messenger RNA, 1090 nt
Organism: Aspergillus brunneoviolaceus CBS 621.78
Lineage: Eukaryota; Fungi; Ascomycota; Eurotiomycetes; Eurotiales; Aspergillaceae
Exons: 4
Coding region: 265-786 (173 amino acids)
Biological process (GO): endoplasmic reticulum to Golgi vesicle-mediated transport
Cellular component (GO): TRAPP complex; cytoplasm; nucleus
Source: RefSeq, a predicted model, not a curated record